AUGGCAGCCAACUCCCAACAGUUUGGAGUUCAUCGUGAAGUUUCAGUUAAGGGAAUAAAUGAGACAAACUCUAAAGUAGAGCAGCAGCUUGCGCAGUUAACUAGAAAGUUAGCUUCACAACCUGUUAGGAAUCCAAGGAAAAAUGUUAAUGCCAUCACAUUAAGAGAUGGCAAGACUUAUGAUCCACCUACUAUUCCAUCAAGUUCAAACAAUUCGCCAUUGCCUCCUACCCAAUCCGCCCAAAAAGACAAAGAUGAAACCCCAACCACAACACCCAAACCUAAACCAACUAUUACCACUUAUGUCACUACUCCUCCAUUUCCUAGUCGUUUAAGAAAGAUAAAGAAAUAUGAAGUUGAACAAGAAAUACUAGAGACUUUUUGCAAGGUUGAGGUAAACAUUCCUUUACUUGAUGUCAUUAAACAAGUACCUCGUUAUGCAAAGUUUUUAAAGGAUUUAUGCACCAAUAAGAAGGAGCUAAAGGGGGAUGAAAAGGUGAGUGUGGGGGAAAAUGUUUCGGCGGUACUUCAAAAGAAACGUCCACCAAAGUGUAAGGAUCCUGCCACCUUCACUAUUCCUUGCACUAUUGGCAAUAAAAGGAUUGAAAGAUGUAUGUUAGAUUUGGGUGCUUCAAUCAAUGUAAUGCCUUACUCUAUUUACACCUCUUUGAAUUUGGGACCACUUGAAGAAACGGGGGUGAUCAUUCAAUUAGUGGAUCGUUCUAAUGCCUAUCCAAGGGGAGUAGUAGAGGAUGUAUUUGUUAAAGUAAAUGAAUUAGUAUUUCUAGCAGACUUCUACAUUCUUGAUAUGGAAGAUGACUCAGUUCCAUUCUAUACACUAGUUUUAUUAGGAAGGCCAUUUUUAAAGACAGAUAGAGCUGAGAUAGAUGUUCAUGAGGGAACUUUGACAAUGGAGUUUGAUGGUAAAGUGAUUCGUUUUAAUAUUUUUGAGGCUAUGAGGUAUCCAAGUGAUGUUCAUUCAGUUUCUUCAAUUGAUAUUCUAGACUCAUUGUUGCAAAGAAUUCUUGAUUUACAUGGAGAUGAUAAGUUAGAUGUUGUUUUGAGGGAACCAAUAGACUUGAAGAAGGAAGAUGUCACUACUGAAGUAAAGGAGACAGUGGCUGCACUUAAUAGUGGUGGAGAGGUUUCUAAAGAGGUACCGUUCUUAGAGUUGCCUAUUUCUCAUGAGCAACUUCAACCAUCUGUUAAAUCACCACCAAAGCUUGAAUUAAAACCACUACUGGAGCAUCUCAAAUAUGUUUACUUGGGUGAGAAAGAGACAUUACCGGUCAUUAUCACCACACACCUUACCCAAGUAUAG
This is a messenger RNA of Humulus lupulus (European hop), 1320 nucleotides long. RefSeq lists its product as uncharacterized. Lineage: Eukaryota; Viridiplantae; Streptophyta; Magnoliopsida; Rosales; Cannabaceae. The record is from RefSeq and is a predicted model, not a curated record. The coding region runs from base 1 to 1320 and encodes 439 amino acids. The transcript is spliced from 2 exons.